Aspergillus terreus NIH2624 is the source of this 324-nucleotide messenger RNA. Its product is annotated as F1F0 ATP synthase subunit delta. Gene Ontology annotation, molecular function: proton-transporting ATP synthase activity, rotational mechanism. The transcript has 3 exons. Lineage: Eukaryota; Fungi; Ascomycota; Eurotiomycetes; Eurotiales; Aspergillaceae. Bases 1 to 324 code for a protein of 107 amino acids. The record is from RefSeq and is a predicted model, not a curated record. Gene Ontology annotation, biological process: proton motive force-driven ATP synthesis.
AUGAGCUCUCUUCGCUUCGCUCGCGCUGCUUUCCGGGCUCGCCCCUCCGCCCUUCGCGUUCCUCUCCAGCGCAGAGGUUACGCUGAGGCCGUCAACGACAAGAUCAAGCUUUCUCUGGCCCUCCCUCACCAGACCAUCUUCAAGUCCACUGGCGUUGUCCAGGUCAACAUCCCCGCCGAGUCCGGUGAGAUGGGUGUCCUCGCCAACCACGUUCCCUCCAUUGAGCAGCUCAAGCCCGGUCUCGUCGAGAUCGUCGAGGAGGGCGGUGCCAUCCAGAAGUUCUUCCGUACGUCCGACCGUCCCGACCCAACCCGUGUUGAUUGA